AUGUCCAACGACUCCGCUCCUCCGGCCGGGGGGGGGGCUGCGGCGGCGGCCGCCGCUGCGGCGGCCGGCCACAAUUUCCCCGCUCUGGUUUUCGGAGUGCUGCUGAUCGUGGUGAUCACGGGCGGGAACGUGCUGGUGUGCGUCAGCGUGUACCUGGAGAAGGCUCUGAAGACCACCACCAACUACUUCAUCGUCAGCCUGGCGUUCGCGGACCUGCUGCUGGCGCUGCUGGUGCUGCCGCUCUUCGUCUAUGCGGAGUUCCAGGGCGGUGUGUGGUCCUUGAACAUGCUGGUUUGUGAUGGGCUGAUGACCAUGGACGUCAUGCUGUGCACCGCCUCCAUCUUCAACCUCUGCGCCAUCAGCAUCGACAGGUUCAUUGCUGUGUCCAUACCUCUCAAUUACAACCGGAAACACGUGGACCACCGUCAGCUGAUCCUGCUCUCUGCCACCUGGCUGCUCGCGCUCGCCGUGGCUUCGCCCGUCAUGUUCGGCAUCAACAAUGUUCCCGACCGCGACCCCAGCGAGUGCAAGCUGGAGGACAACAACUAUGUGGUUUACUCCUCUGUCUGCUCCUUCUUCAUCCCCUGCCCCAUCAUGCUGCUCCUCUACUUCGGGAUAUUCCGGGGCCUUCGACACUGGGAGGAGGCGCGGAAGGCCAAGCUUAGGAACAGCAUCGAGGCCUGCAAGAAGCUCCAACACGCGGCAGCGGCCAAUCCCAUGCUCCCAAUCCCUGGAACCAUCCCCGGCCCACUCCCCAUGCCCCUGCCCCGCAUCAUCGAGAGAGACUUGGCCCAGUCACGACUUGGGGAGGGGGAGGACUUCCUCCAGCAGGAGUUGCCCUACCCACGGCAGUACAGGGAGAACUCUGUCCCCUCUGUGGCCUACAACCAGCAGAUCAACAGGAAGAAGAGAGCCAAAAUCAACGGCCGGGAGAGGAAAGCUAUGAAGGUGCUUCCUGUCGUGGUGGGCUGUUUUCUGUUCUGCUGGACGCCGUUCUUCGUGGUGCACACCACCAGGGCUCUGUGUGAGAGCUGCGACAUCCCGCCCAGCCUGAUGAGCACCGCCACCUGGCUCGGUUACGUCAACAGCGCCCUGAACCCCAUCAUCUACACCGUCUUCAACACCGAGUUCAGGAAGUUCUUCAAGAAGUUCUUCCGGAGCUGCUGCUGACACGGUGACGAUGUUCGCCGCAAACUGACGAGGACCAA
Lampris incognitus (smalleye Pacific opah) is the source of this 1208-nucleotide messenger RNA. Its product is annotated as D(4) dopamine receptor-like. Gene Ontology annotation, cellular component: plasma membrane. The record is from RefSeq and is a predicted model, not a curated record. NCBI's taxonomy places the organism in Eukaryota, Metazoa, Chordata, Actinopteri, Lampriformes, Lampridae. The transcript is spliced from 4 exons. Gene Ontology annotation, molecular function: dopamine neurotransmitter receptor activity, coupled via Gi/Go; G protein-coupled receptor activity. Gene Ontology annotation, biological process: adenylate cyclase-activating adrenergic receptor signaling pathway; adenylate cyclase-inhibiting dopamine receptor signaling pathway. Bases 1 to 1170 code for a protein of 389 amino acids.